Messenger RNA from Parathielavia appendiculata, 693 nucleotides. RefSeq lists its product as uncharacterized. The transcript has 3 exons. The record is from RefSeq and is a predicted model, not a curated record. The coding region runs from base 1 to 693 and encodes 230 amino acids. Lineage: Eukaryota; Fungi; Ascomycota; Sordariomycetes; Sordariales; Chaetomiaceae.
AUGGGUGGCAAGGUUUGGUCCAAGAAGGAGGAGGAGCACUUCUGGCUCGAGUUAGUCCCUCACUCUCCGAAGCGUCUUGGAAAAGACCGUAAGAACGAGGAGAAAUCGUGGGAUUGGGUCGGGAGCAAGAUGAAGGAGUACAUGGGAGACGAAGCUCGCCGCGAUUACACUCAGCUCUGUGUCUUUGAGCAUUACUUCCAGAAUACUUACCUGGCUCGCUUCUCGCCGAAUGCUGGCACUCUGCCUCUCAAGUACUACAAGCAUGAGCAAGCUCUGAAGAAACGGAAGGAGGUUGAGGCUCCGCAGAAGGAGGAGGAGAAGGAGUCCAAGCCCAAGGCCCCCAAGGGUCGUGCCGCCAAGAAGUCGGCGGCCGGCCAAGCCGAGAAUCCCAUCGAGGUCGACGCGGGCGACAAGGACACCCCGAUCGUCAUCGAGUGUCAGUAUCCUACGAACCCGUCCUACCCCGGACACGCCCCCCCGAUCCCCCGGCUCGCGGUCCCAUCGGCGCCGGCCCCGAACUUCGCUCCCCCGGGCUACAUGCCGCCGUCCCCAUACUACUUCCACCAGUUCCUGGCUAACCAUGAUCGUAUGGUGAACAGAGACACAGAGGAGGAAAGCCUCUUCGUGAUCCAGUCGCCCGCUUCAUGGAUGGAUGGCAUGGUCCCUCAUCGGGGCUACUACUACCACCGCUGA